CCUUCUGAUUUUGCCGGUGCACUAACAUGGGAGAGGUCCUUUGAGGAUGAUGGACCUCACCCGUACCGUUGACAAAACUGCCUGUAAAUCAGGUUGUCCAACACCUCUUCUUACUGUCUUUUGUAGCUGUACCCAAAAAAGCCGUAGGCACUUUCUGGUAUAUUCCACGGCCAUGUUUUAGUAUCUUUGGACCCCAUUCCAAACACUCCCUUCCCCCGAAAGCCCGUCGGACCUCCGCGCUUCCGAUUCCGCGUGUUCUGUUACAGUUGUUCUUCUUUAUGAGGUGAGGUAGGCAAGUUUUGAUGAUGGCGGACUUACCAGGUUAUCUGCGCGCCUGCUUGCAGAGCGGCAAACUUGCUUUGUUGGCAAUUUUGGUCUCUGGAGGAAUUGUAUUGCAAAUUUUGGCAUGUGCUUUGUACAACAAUUGGUGGCCGAUGCUAACAGUAUUGAUGUAUGUGCUCCUUCCCAUGCCUUUGCUGUUUUUGGCGGGAUCUGAUAGUAGUUCUCUAUUCUCUGAAUCUGAGAGCGGCUGGGUGAAUGCGACUAAAUUCUUGACUGGAGCUUCAGCUAUUGGAAGCAUUGCCAUACCAGUUAUACUAAAGCAUGCUGGUGUCAUUGGUUGGGGAGCCCUGGCAAUGGAGCUCUCAUCCUUUUUCAUAUUUGUAUUAUCGAUCAUGUGUUACAUUCGUAUGAGUGCUGAAGAUUAUUACAGUGCGCUUUGAGAUAUGGCUCUCCGGGAGCCCUUGCUCUAUUUGUGUAAAGAAAUAUCAGUUUAGUUCCAUUUCUUGGGAUUUUUAUUUCUUAUUUUUUUUUAAGCUACAUAUUUGUCGCUUUACUGUGAUUGAUAUUUUUUUGUCCAUUUGAUGAGUGCAUUUAUCACAUUGGAUAUGUUUUGAAA
Juglans regia (Persian walnut) is the source of this 898-nucleotide messenger RNA. RefSeq names its product vacuolar protein sorting-associated protein 55 homolog. NCBI's taxonomy places the organism in Eukaryota, Viridiplantae, Streptophyta, Magnoliopsida, Fagales, Juglandaceae. Gene Ontology annotation, cellular component: endosome. Gene Ontology annotation, biological process: late endosome to vacuole transport via multivesicular body sorting pathway. The record is from RefSeq and is a predicted model, not a curated record. The transcript is spliced from 5 exons. Bases 303 to 722 code for a protein of 139 amino acids.